AUGGGACGCAUCAGCGACAACUUCACUAUUAUCUAUCUCGGCCUCGCCGCCGGGAUAUACUUCAAGCCGGAGUAUGCGAUUUUCAAUUCCAGGAUUGUGACGGCUGCUAUCCUAUUUGGAGUCAUCACUGCGUCGAGAAUUAUUUAUCAGCUUGUGUUGUAUCCCGACUACUUUACUCCAUUGAAACACAUCGAUUCACCUGCGGAUCGAAGCUGGCUCACCGGUCAUUCUCUGAAUUUCUUGCUUGAGACCCCCUAUCCGCAGCUACGAGAGCGGGUCAAGGACAGGCCCAAUCAAGAUCUCCUCCGGUAUUAUCUUGUCGCAAACAUCGAAAGAGUAAUUUUGACAAGCCCAAAAGCAUUGGGUGAGCUGCUUGUUACGAAAGUUUAUGACUUUGAAAAGCCCGAGCUGGUCCGGCAAAGCUUGCGGCGUAUUACAGGCGAUGGAAUUCUACUUGCCGAAGGUGAAGAGCACAAGAUACAACGCAAGAAUCUUAUGCCAGCCUUUGCCUAUCGCCACAUCAAGAAUCUCUACCCAGUAUUUUGGGGCAAGAGUGUAGAAAUGGUCAGGAUGAUUGAGGAAGACCUACAGGACAGAAAGGCCAGUGGGAACAACGACAAUACAGUCCAAAUCAGUAACUGGGCCAGCCGAGCAACCCUGGACAUCAUCGGCGUCGCCGGUAUGGACCAUGACUUCAACUCUCUCCGGGAACCUGACAACACCCUCAACCAAUCCUACCGCAAAAUCACGUCCUCGCCACCCCUUCUCUUGAAAGUUCUUUUCGUGAUCAGUAUGAUACUAUUAGGUGACCCAACAUGGGUCCACACAUUACCGACGAAACGCAACAAAGAUAUCAAGGAGAGCGGCGAGGUCAUCCGCAACAUCGCACGACAGAUGAUCCGACAAAAAAAGGCCAAAAUGGAAGACCAUAAAGCCGAAACCGGCAUUGACAUCAUCUCCGUUGCGCUCAGUAGCGGCACGUUCGAUGAAGGGAACCUCGUCGACCAAUCCAUGACCUUCCUAGGCGCAGGCCACGAGACAACCGCCACAGCACUACAGUGGGCCGUUUACGCACUCUGCAAGAACCCAAACGUCCAAACUCGUCUGCGGGAUGAAAUACGUGCCAAUCUUCCCUCCCUUGACGACCCGACUCCAAUCUCUGCAGCCGCAGUCGAUAACCUGCCCUACCUAAACGCAGUGUGCAACGAGGUCCUCCGCUUUCACCCCUCUGUGCCGAUGACCAUCCGCAAGGCGGUUCGUGACACGACUCUUGUUGGCGCACAUAUUCCCAAGGAUACGACACUCAUCAUCUCUCCGCAAAUUCUGAACCGGAUGGAAGAGCUGUGGGGCCCAGAUGCGAACGAGUUCAACCCGGACCGCUUUAUGGGUCCUGGCAAGGCUAACACCGGCGGUGCGGUUAGUAACUAUGCCUUUUUGACUUUCCUGCAUGGUCCGCGUAGCUGCAUUGGGCAGGGAUUUGCGAAGUCGGAGCUUGCUUGCUUGAUUGCUGCUACGGUCGGUCGGUUUCAUAUGGAGCUCAAGUUUCCUGAUGCUAAGUUGGAGAUUCGGGAAGGAGCUACCGUGUCCCCUAAAGAUGGAGUACUUGCCUUGCUUACGCCAUUGGAGGGGUGGUAG
Messenger RNA from Penicillium robsamsonii, 1635 nucleotides. Its product is annotated as cytochrome P450. Gene Ontology annotation, molecular function: iron ion binding; heme binding; oxidoreductase activity, acting on paired donors, with incorporation or reduction of molecular oxygen. The transcript is spliced from 3 exons. NCBI's taxonomy places the organism in Eukaryota, Fungi, Ascomycota, Eurotiomycetes, Eurotiales, Aspergillaceae. The record is from RefSeq and is a predicted model, not a curated record. Bases 1 to 1635 code for a protein of 544 amino acids.